CAGAAAUGAGGGCAGUGGUCGUUGAAUUAGGACCCAAAUUCUUGAUGUCCAGUCGCGCAUCAUACUAAAAUCGUCAGCAGUGUUCGAAUAGUCUGUCGCUGUACAUAUUUCAGUCUAUGUGAUGUAUCUGAAAGGACAAGGCCUCACUUUCAGGGUGCUUUCCUUUGGUUUUGCUUCUGUUCUUUUGUUCACAUGGUUUCAUUGCCGGGCUGUUGCAGACGAAGGUGAUGACCUUAUUAUUAUGUUUUUAGCUAUAUCGUAAACUGGAUAUUUUUGCUGGAAUAGCAUUUAAAGCUUUCAGAUUAACUAUACUUUCAGUUCAUUUUUGGUAAUGUUAUGCUGAAAGCUGCCAUCUCCUUUGUAUCACCAUUGCAUUCUCUUUCACCUUCUUCAGAAAGCAAUGAAGAUCAAUUUUUUUCCGAGAAUACCAGAUUGCGAAAAAAAGUUUAAACCUGUGUCUUGGAUGAAGUGUUUGAAUUUGUUGCUAAGACACUCAUCCAUUCACUGUUGAUCAAAAUACUGCUGAGUCCUCUUACAAUAUGAUUAACACUGAACUUUGGGGAAAGAGCAAUGAUAUAAAAAAUGUUUCUGAGGAUAAUGGUAAAAUAUGAGAGGAGAAAGAAAGAGAGGGAAAAUAAGUAGAGGAGUAUGAGGUUUGGAUUAUUCAUGCAUCUGUUUCAAAGUUGCAUAUUCUUGAAAAGUGCUGCAACUGCUUUUUUUCCCUACGAAAAAGAGACAGUAAGUUUGAAGGAAGUCAACGUAUACUGAAAAUUAAGUGAGGGGUAUCUUAAGAACACGCCGUCAUAAUGUUGAAGAAUUCAUGACGAUAAAUUUGUUUCAUCGAUCCCUUUGCUGAAUUUUCUCUUUGUUAUAUUGUUCUUAUAAAGAGUAUAAAAAAUAUAUUUUCAUGGAAACUUGCCAGCUUUAACCGGUUGAUUUUCGGAAGUCACCUCUGAUGUUAGGUGUUGCCAGUUUACGAAUGCAAGAUAGCGUAGAAAAACAGGCUUGGUGUGAUGUAAUUCGGCUGUCUUAUAUAUAAGAUAUUGAAUUUGAAAUCUUACAAAAAUAUGGGAAAGGAAAAAAUAUCAAUAUACUUCUUACGGAUCAAUAAUUCAAAGUUUUAAACAGGAGUAGGCUUCCUGUAAAUGCUAAUUAAAUGAUAUAGGCAAAUUUCAGUCUAGGUUUACAUAAAUUUACUGCAGGUUUUCAAUUGAUAUGUGAUCUGUUACCGAACACAUUUAAUAAUCAGGCCGUAGAAUUUUACCAUAUCGUUUUACACUUUGUCAAGUUCCUUUCAAUUUGUUAUAAAAUUGCUUGAUUCAAAUGCCGGGGAACUGAUCAGAUUUCGGUGGCCUGGUGAAGAUAGCAUAUAACUUCGUCCUCGAAAUGCAGUUUGGACUCCUUGAACUUACAAGGAACUAUUUCCAUUUACUAAUAAAAAUACUGGUUGUUCUAACGCAGGCUUCUCAUGGUACGUAAAGCGUUUUAGACUGACUCCUGAUUAAAUAUCGUUCAUGAGUACAAUACUUUUAACUUAUCAUUUAUCAUUCCCUUCUUCAUUUCUAGAAACAAAAGUCGUCGAUAUGCGAGGUAAACCUCUAAGCCGAGGCACAGGUGAAGGAAUACCUUAUGCCAACUUUAAGACACACAAGUUUUCCUACCUCAACAUCACUACUAUUGGCUCGGAUUAUGUUGGAAAGGGCAGCGAGUGUGGAUUUGCUUGUGUCAACCUUCCGUCGUGUUUUUCGUUUAACCUGGCUGCAUUUCAUGAUAUGAAUGGCAAAGUUCUGUGUGAAUUACUUCCAUCGGAUUUGUACAACAACUCAGACAAGCUUGUCCCUAGUCAGAGUCACCAUCACUAUAGUAUCGCAGUAAGUUGGAAAAGAAAAAACGUUCACUCUGUUUUUAUAAAAGGAAAAGAGGAAUUGCUGCAAUUGCUAAUGCCGGUUUUUACCUAAAAGCCUAAAAGCUAACUAGUCCAAUCUGACAACAGUAACAUUUAAGCCAUGUGUUUUUCUUUUGAAGUUUCUUUAUAGUGGAAGGAGGACAGUGUGGUUAAUUGCAGAAAAAGGAAGAGGGGUUGUUUGAGCGGAAGACUUACAAAGAAUUAUUGGUAUUAGCGGGGAAGGUUUAAUUAGAGAUACUGACUAUUUGGAAACACGGUCCAUGAUUAUAUACAAAAUGAUUGGUGCCAUAUCUUUCUCGUUUCUUUCUCUUUGGUAUAUGUUUUCUUUAGUCUCCAUGUUUUAAAUGGCCUUGUCAGAACAAUGGGAAAUGUGCGGCACAGUACGAGAAGAACAGUUACGAGUGCGUUUGCGCGAAAGGAUACACAGGGGAACAUUGCGAAACGGGUGAGACAUAAUUUAGUGUACAUUUACAACACUGCUUCAAACUUAACUGACGGCGUAAUUCUCUUCUAUUACCGGAAAAUGACUCAAAGCUUUGCUGUUUACCACUUUCUUGUCCUCAUCGAAUAGUUCCAAAUUCUCCCGUUAAUUCACUCCUACCCAAGUUAAUUUCGUUUAAUGUUCAGAUAUGGACGAGUGCAGUGCUUCCAUCUGGCCUUGUGACGUUAAUGCAAACUGCCAGAACACCUAUGGCUCCCACAAGUGUUCCUGUAAAAGUGGAUUUUAUGGAAAUGGAAAAACAUGUAUACAUAGCGGUAAACCCUGUUUGUUAUUUGUUAGUCACACUACUUAGAGUCAGUUUAUUAGUUAGGCUAUAACUAAUUCCUCUCCACCAGUUUUAAUAACUUCACCUUUUUUUAAAUAAGCUUGCGCUCACUGACCAAAAACAACAUUUUCAUACCGAAAGCUUUUGGCCUCUGGUGUAAGGCUUUCAAAGAUUUAUUUGACAAGGAGCUAGAAGAUAAAGUAAGAGAAAUGUAUGGUUUAUAAAACAUAGGAUUAUUGCUUUGCAACAACUAACAACCAUUAUCUAUUUCACAUCUCCAAACUUUCUGGCCGAUUAUGGAUAUCAGGUGGUAAAACCGAGAAAGUGCCCCCCAUUUUUUUAUUACACAAGAAAGCGAGGCUCUGAAAAUUGCAAUCGGUGCCCUAAAUCCGUGGUUAUAUCGAUCUACCUCUGGCUCAAAAGUUGGUCUUCAAAGAGUGUCUUAAUGUAGUGAUGGUUUUUACGGCUAACGGUUAAUAUUUUUCAUUAUGGUCACCGCAAAUUUUUUAUUUUUUUAUUUUUUUUUUUUUUUUACCACCGAUAAAAACAGAAGAAGGGUGGGAACAUUGCACAAUUCGUUUCAAGUUAGAAAGAGAAUACAGAGCUAUCCUCUACAAUAUUCCCAUCAUAUGCCAGAAAGACGUAGAAAUAAAAUUAAAAUGUCCAUGCACUAUAAUAAUAAUAAUAAUAAUAAUAAUAAUCAAAAAACAGAAAAUAUGAGAACUGUUUUUUCACUACAGGCUGGACUCUUAUCGCUCGAUUCUCAAACAGUGAUGGCAAAAAUUGGAUGCGUGACGAUGGUAGAUGGUGGUAUGACCAACAAAUUGCCAUUGGAGCGACAAACAACUCUUCAAAGAACGACGAUAUGAUUUCAACAGCCUUUUGGUCGGUCAGCGGCAGAGAAUUAAAAAUCACGCGCAGUGACGACCCCAGCCACAUCCCUCUGUUACAGACCACAGGUAACUGUUUGGGUGGACAAACAUUUCGAUCUAAAAUCACAAGUUAUGGCGACUUUAGAAAUGGCACGGUCUGGGCCAGUGAUCAGUGUCUGGGAAGUUGUCCAGUUCAAUAUGGCGGACAGUACAAGUCAACAGACGGGUUUCAACAAGCUAACUGCAGUGGAGAUAUCCAAAGCGCUAACAAGAUCGGCUUCUGGUGUGACUGGAGUACUGGGGAUGGAGCAGUGAUGAUGAUUGGUGGGGGAGGGAGUGGCUGUGCACGUGCUGAUCAUGGGAUUGGGAUCACAGAAGCUAACGCUGCUUCUUUCGUUGAAGAAGGAGGUAGUGAAAUUGAAUAUGACUUUGGUUACGAUGCCUUGUCAAACACCCCUCCAAACCAGUCCUACUCGUUGAACUUAUGGAUUCGUUGAAAAUUAUACGAUCUUUCUUUUUCAAACUAAGAUUAGAACUGAAGAACGUUGAAAAGGAUAAUGCUCAUUUCUUGUCAGUUUAUUAUCCUAGUUUCAUUGUCAAACGUAUAUGAAAGCUUAAACCUUCACCGUUGUACAAGGGGGGGAGAGAUGGAUUGGUUGGAAGUCUCCCUUGUGUUUUAUUUACCUUGCAAUAUUUUUCAAGGUUUUUACAUUUAAUAGAUAGCCUUCGUCUACGAGAUGCUGUUGAUAUCAUGGGAUACAUAUGCAAAUCGCGCUGUUGUGAUUCGGUGACGUCAACCAACAUGGCAGACUUGUUUUAGAUUUAUCGUUUUUUAUACUAUAAAUUUUGGCUUUUUAAAACAGCAGUAGCUUUCGAACUUGACAAAAAAUAGAAAAUAAGACUCAGAAAAUAGUUUAUAGGUUAACUGUAUUUCACUUUAAAAAUUAAAACCGUUAAUUCUCUCGUUGUUUACAUUAACCCUUAAACCACACUUUACUUGUUAUGACGUAAUAUCUCUUCACCUUUUAAAUAUGACUUUGGUUAUGAUGCUCAAACACGUGACAAUCAAUCC
Pocillopora meandrina is the source of this 4617-nucleotide messenger RNA. The record is from the annotation of a GenBank genome assembly. Lineage: Eukaryota; Metazoa; Cnidaria; Anthozoa; Scleractinia; Pocilloporidae.